AUGGAAAAAAGGAGCUACAAAACAGUACUAUUAGGUGAUGCUUCUGUAGGUAAAUCAAGCUUUGUAGUUCGUCUGACCAGGGGUGAGUUUUCUGAUAAUAUAAACUCUACGAUUGGAGGUGCCUUUUUUAAUUAUACCGUACGAAUCUCCGUCUCAUCAAAGAACAUCUCCGGUGGCUCUGAUGAUGGAUCCGCAACACAUAUGGAAAUGAACUUCGAAAUUUGGGACACUGCCGGUCAGGAGCGCUUUAAAAGUAUAUUGCCUAUGUAUUAUAGGAAAGCUGCAUGUGCCAUUGUUAUUUUGGAUGUAACUUUACCACAAACAUUACAACAUGCUGCAUUCUGGGUCAACCAAAUACGUGUUGCUAAUAACAAUGAAACGAUCAUAGUACUAGUUGCAAAUAAAAUAGAUCUACUUGGUUCAAAUCCGGAAACAAUUCAAACAUUAGCAAAUGCGAAGGCCUAUGCUAAGGAGGAAUCCCUAAUAUUCGUUGAAACAAGCGCUAAAACUGGACAAAAUAUAGUCCACGUAUUUGAUUUGCUAGCCCAGGAAAUUUCAGAAAAUCCAUCAAAAUGGGAUAAACUUGCUCCUAAACUUUCAAAAAAAACUUUGAGAGUUGAUGAAGUCAAUACGAACAAUUUACGGUCAAGUUGCUGCAUGGGUAUCUUGUAA
Messenger RNA from Theileria equi strain WA, 672 nucleotides. Its product is annotated as Ras family Rab small GTP-binding protein. The record is from RefSeq and is a predicted model, not a curated record. Gene Ontology annotation, molecular function: GTP binding; GTPase activity. The transcript has 2 exons. NCBI's taxonomy places the organism in Eukaryota, Apicomplexa, Aconoidasida, Piroplasmida, Theileriidae. Bases 1 to 672 code for a protein of 223 amino acids.